AGGCUCAGAGUACGAUAAUCUGGCACGGCGCUGAGACUGGCAGCUCCAAUCGGCGGCCGUCGGGGCAGUACAACAGUGACGUUCGUGUGGGGUGAAUCGCUCUCCGGCUCGGCAGUGUAAUCUCUCUAAUACACCAGUGCCACAGUGCCACAAGCCAGCAGAGGCCUCCGUGCGUUGAUAAUGCGGGUAGGGCCACUGGCAGUAGGCGGAACUUGAAGCGCUAAAGCCGUAGUGACAGUGAGUGGUGUUGGUGUGGUGGUGGUGGUGGUGACGGUGUGGUGGUGAGGAUCAACGAGCCGGCAAGAUGAUGGCUGACGGGCGCCUGGUGGGGGACGGGUCUUGGGAGCUCCACGUGCAAGUGACCGACCUGCAGGUGGAGCGGGUGCUGAGAGUGAAGAGUGACCUGCACAUCGGCGGGGUGAUGCUGCGGCUGGUGGAGGAGCUGGACAUUGCAAUUGACUGGUCGGAUCAUGCACUCUGGUGGCCCAAGAAGAACAUGUGGCUGACCCACACGCGCUCCACCCUGGACCAGUACGGGGUGAGCGCCGCCGCAGAGCUGGAGUUCACGCCGAUGCACAAAAAUCUGCGCGUCCAGAUGCCUGACCUGCGCUUCAUGGACUUCAGGGUCGACUUCUCCAAGAAGACCUUCAAUGCCGUGAUACAGCUGUGCAAGCAACUUGGCAUCCGUUACCCCGAGGAGCUGUCUUUCUGCAAGCCCCUGACACAGGACGACCUCAAGCACAACUACAGCGAGAAGCAGAUGAAGAAGAAGGCCGCGGCGACCGUCAAGAACGGCACGCCGGCCGACACCAACUCCUUCAUCUCCAACAAGAGCCACAACUCCACCAACGGCUCCCUUGACCGCUCCGGCGGAUCCAACCACAAUCACACCCUCAACUCCACCGCCAGGACGCCCAUCAGCUCCCCGGGAGGCACCUGGAAGCACAACACAAGCAACAAUGGCAUCGGGAGCCUGAACACCACCAUAGACAGUGUGGACGGCAUGGAUGACCUGCGGUCGUCCCUGACCAACUCCCCGGCCCACCUGUCCCAUGAGGUGCGCGGCAAGGCCCUGCGCCCCAAGUCCCUCCUGGAGAAGGCCAGGAUGAACGUGGCAUGGCUUGACUCAUCCCUGUCCAUCAUGGAGCAGGGUGUUCGAGAGCACAGCACACUGCUGCUUCGCUUCAAGUUCUUCUCAUUUUACGACCUAAACCCUAAAUAUGAUGCCGUGCGCAUCAACCUCAUCUACGAGCAAGCCAAGUGGGGGAUUCUCAAUGAGGAGAUUGACUGCACUGAGGAAGAGAUGCUCAUGUUUGCUGCCCUCCAACUGCAAGUCAACCUGCAAGUGAACAAGCCACAGCCGGAGCCCAACAUGGGGGGCGAGGACGACAUCGACCGUGCCCUCAGCGAGCUCCAAAUGUCCCUCGAGGGCUCCCAUGUGUCCUCCAACCCAGCGGACAUCAUGCAGAUCCCUGAGCUGGCCGAUUACCUCAGGUUCAUGAAGCCUCGGCGGUUCACCCUGAAGGGCUUCAAGCAGUAUUACUUUACCUGUAAGGACAUGUGCCUCCGCUACUACAAGAGCGCUGAAAACACUAAUGAGGAGCCAAUAGAGAAGAUCAGCUUACGGGGCUGCGAGGUCACCCCAGACGUCAACAUUGCCCAGCAGCGCUAUGGUGUCAAACUGGAAGCGCCGGCCCCUGAUGGCAUGACGGACUACAUCAUCAGGUUUGCCACGGAAGACCAGUACGCUCGUUGGUUGGCUGCCAUGCGCCUGGCCUCCAAGGGGAAGUCACUGGCAGACUCAUCCUACGACAGUGAGGUCAAGUCCAUCCAGGCGUUCCUUGCCAUGCAGCACCCGACCUCCCCGCUGAUCAACCCCGAGUCCCUUGACAUCCAGCCUGAGGACUACAUGUCGCCACGCUACUCACGCCGCAUCAGAGGGAAGGGGGGUUGGUGUGCAGGCCCAUAUCCUGAAUAUAUGGCUGUGCAGCGCAUCCUUGAGGCGCACGGCAAUGUGAAGGACCUGCCGCUGGUGGACGCCAAGCUGCAGUACAUCCGGGCGUGGCAGGCGCUGCCGGACUAUGGCAUCGCACUCUUCCUCGUCAAGCACAUGGGACACAAGCGUGAGGAGCUGCUGGGCGUGGCCUUCAACAGGAUAAUGAGAAUGGAUCCCGGCACUGGCGAUCACAUCAAGACAUGGCGCUACAACACAAUGAAGGCCUGGAAUGUGAACUGGGAGACGCGACACAUGAUGAUCCAAUUUGAGCAGGACAACGUUGUGUUCUCGUGCCUCACCGCAGACUGCAAGGUGGUUCACGAGUUCAUCGGAGGCUACAUCUUCCUGUCCAUGCGUACAAAGGAUGCCAACCAGAACUUGAACGAGGACCUCUUCCACAAGCUGACCGGCGGCUGGGUCUGAGGGGCAGGCACAGGCUGGGCCGUUAACGCUGGUCAUGGUGUGUCAGUAAAGUUUGUGUACACGUAAACAUUUGGAACUUAUUUUAUUCUCCGAAGGGAAGUUGUUGAAGAAGAGAUUUUAAGGUUAAUCUUGCCAGUUCAUGUUGUCAAUCAAGCUUCCACAUAGAUAUUUGGAACUUUUAUUGUUAUUGAAAAAUUGUUAUUGAUGAAGAGUUUUAACAGUAUCUUGCCAUUUACAUGUUACUAUAAUGUAAAAGAAGAUUUAUAGAAGUAAAUAUGAAAAGUCUAUUUUAGCUACUUACAGAUGUUGAUGCUGACAAAUCUUGUUGGAGAAAUUUUAUAAUAUGGAAGAGCUGCACUGAAUUACUGAAUAAGCUUCUAAAUAUUGCACACUUAACCCAGUAGCAGCGGGGAUCAUGUUUCUUAAUGGUCCCUUCAAGUGAGAAAAAUGAGAAAAAAUCACCCCUCACACAAACCAUUUCAUAAGAUAUAUCAAAGCAUUUGUGAUCAGUUUAUGUAUCAUCUAUUUUUGGGGGUUAAAAUCAUGGCACAAAUUUGUCCCGUCGCUGCUACAUGGUUAAGCCACAAAUUUGGCCCGUCGCUGCUACACGGUAAAGCCACAAAUUUGGCCCGUCGCUGCUACCGGGUUAAUAUACCAAUCUGUGGACUGAAUUAUGACAUGGCUUCCACCAUAUCAUUUUUUAUAUAACACACUCACUCAGUAUUGUUCCCCAUAGUCAUGGGCUUAGUUACUCCAUAAGCUUUAGUUACAUCAUGUGGAGCAGUGCUUCCAUUCCCUUGUGUUCAUCUAAUAAAUAUAUUGUCACUAUUUAUCAUUGUAUAGUUCUGAUGCUUCCAAAGGAGUGGCAUGACAGAAAGGUCCUCAUCCUUGUCUUCCCAUGCUCGGAGUAAUCUCAAAUCCGUCUAACCUUUUUUGCAAAUACAUUUUAAAUCUUUCAUUCUGCUUCAUUCACCUGUUCAUCUACUCUUCCAGCAUGUAUUAUUACCUGUCAUUUCUUCAGUCCAGUUGCCCUUUCUGUACACCUCUAAGCCACUGUUUAUAUUGUCUUUGAUCGCUCUGCCACUUUGGAUUUGUGGUCAAGUGAAGAGCUUGUCUGUGCUUGUGCUGUGACCCUCGCACACGCUGAGCUGCACACAGCACAGGACUUGUUUUUCCUCUGCAUUACUUAGGAAAAGUGGCAUUUGCCAACAGGAAUGCACAAACAGUGGAUAACAAUCAGGCCUAGAAUAUCCCUGAGUUAACAUGUCUCUACUUGGUUCCUCUUUUGUAAAUAUAUAGAGUAAGUAAAUUUUGUCCAUGCAGACCAGCCAGUCAGAGCUGCCAGCCAGAGCUCUCAUGUUUGUGCCAGGUUUGUCUCAAGUUAUGUCAAGAAUGUAAAUUUUUAGAUAAGCUUAUUGCAAUACCUACUUAUGUAUGGAUUUUGUCUUCCUACCUUAUAUUAUUUUAUUCAGAAUGUAAGCAAAGUGUAGCGUGGGAAAGAUUUUAAAGUGUCAAGUGUUGAGUGGGUUGCAUGCAAAGUUUAGUCUCAGUAUUUCACACUGUCUAGAAUAUCAAGAAGAGUAGCUCAAGACUAUUGUGAAAACCUAAGAAAUUCAGUCUGGUUAUGAUCUUGUAUAUAGUACUAUAGAAGAGCACGCAUCUAGUGGGUUGUCACCAUUGUCCUGUCUUGCUGCGUUGCCUGUGUGCUGCUGCUGCUGCCGUCAGGGGUGUUGUGGUGGGCGGGGGCAGGCAUGGGUCAGGAAGCCCGGCCAGCACAGCGGCAGCACUCAUUAGCAACUCAGACACGUGCAGAUGCUGACAUUCAGUUGCCUUUUGUUUUGCUUGCUUUGUUUUAUUUUUAUGAUGUUAAAUAUUUUAAUGCAUAAUAAUUUGUAAAGUGCUAUGUAGUUACUUGACUAGAUAGUUUAACAAUACAAUAUUUAUUGUAAGUACAGUGUAUUGAACUGCAAAUUUUGAUUUUAAAUUCAUCUGAUUCAUCGUCAUCAAUGUAAACCAAAAAGUAAGAUGCGGAAAAAUGUGACCAUCUCACCUUGUGUUCACGUCCACUAACAUGUCCCACACAGGCCUCUCAGCACUUGGUGGAGGCCUGGCUCAAGGUUUGCCAACUUGCUUGUGUCUCCCUUCCUGUGCUCAAAACACUAGACAAUCAUGGACAAAGAACUGGGCUGGCACAAAAGUCACUUUCAUUGCAGCACUGUAGAAAUGCUUUAAUAGGUUAGUUCUUGCCAACUGUUAUCAUACCACAUGCCAUGUCAACAUGUACACAAAGUACUAUUCAAAGACAUAUAUAGAAAUUCGAAAAGGCAUUGUAAGAGGGAGUAGGAAUCUUGGUCAGAAAUGUUGUACCCCAAACUAUUUAUGUUUUUAUAUUUUUUUAUGCAUUGAGCACUUGGCCAAUAGUCUGGUGGGUUUAGUGUGCUCAGGACAGAUACAGUGUCUAAACCUCAAACAGACUGCAUUAUUCAAUAUUGAGGCUCAUGUGUGCAUACUAUAUAUAUGUGUGUGUAAAUGAUACAAGUAAGUCAUGUGUGUGUGUGUGUGUGUGUGUGUGUGUGUGUUGGUGAGCAUGAGGUAUGAUUGUGCUUGCUGUGUCUGUAUGAAGGCCAGGUGUUGCACAGACUCAUCACAGUGUGUCUGCAGCGCCUGGCUGUGGUAAGUACUCGGAAAUAAUGCGCAUCUGUCAAAAUUAUCUCUGCAUCACAAGGUAUUCAGUCCUGUGUGUCAGAAUGCAACCAAUGAGUUAAUAUCCAUAAAGUUCAAAUGGUAAAAAAAAAAGAUCCACUCUGGCAAUCUGUUAUAGUUUAGAUAAUGUAUAGUAUCCUUAUGGAAGUAUUUAUUGAAAAACAACAGUGAAGGGAAGCAGUUUUGACAUUCAUCUGAUACAACCCUCAAAGCCUCCCAAGACAAUGUGCCGAGUCACAGGGUUGCUGGAAGGUGUGUGUUGGGUAGCCGUUCAGCUUGCUUAAGUACAAGAUCAGAAUCAUCCAAACAUCCAGAUAGUUGUGGCUUAUAUUCUGAGUUUUAUACUUAGUUGAAAUCCAUCCAUGAAGAAGCUGCUGGUCAAGGGUUCCUGCGGCUGUGGCGGGACAAACCUUGCCUGUUCAUGGUGUUUGCCAACGUUAGCCUUAUUAAUGGUGCCUACUAUGCAUUUAAUGCUGAAAUAUAUGUAUAAUACAAUGCU
Messenger RNA from Eriocheir sinensis (Chinese mitten crab), 5621 nucleotides. It is a transcript of the gene Fit1, whose product is annotated as unc-112-related protein-like. NCBI's taxonomy places the organism in Eukaryota, Metazoa, Arthropoda, Malacostraca, Decapoda, Varunidae. The transcript has 14 exons. Gene Ontology annotation, cellular component: cell-substrate junction. Gene Ontology annotation, molecular function: integrin binding. The record is from RefSeq and is a predicted model, not a curated record. Bases 305 to 2419 code for a protein of 704 amino acids. Gene Ontology annotation, biological process: integrin-mediated signaling pathway; cell-matrix adhesion.